Messenger RNA from Clarias gariepinus (North African catfish), 3536 nucleotides. RefSeq names its product guanine nucleotide binding protein (G protein), beta polypeptide 1a (gene gnb1a). Bases 550 to 1572 code for a protein of 340 amino acids. The transcript is spliced from 11 exons. The record is from RefSeq and is a predicted model, not a curated record. Gene Ontology annotation, biological process: G protein-coupled receptor signaling pathway. Lineage: Eukaryota; Metazoa; Chordata; Actinopteri; Siluriformes; Clariidae. Gene Ontology annotation, molecular function: protein binding; signaling receptor complex adaptor activity. Gene Ontology annotation, cellular component: cytoplasm; heterotrimeric G-protein complex.
CAGGGUUACCGCGCCCAUCUCUGCCGUUUGAUGGCCGGAGGAAGCGCCUGAGAGACCGCGGUGAGGAGAAAGAAAGGAAGAAAGAGAGCAGGCGAGAGAACGACAGCGGGACAGAAAGGGACGCGACGUUUGGAAAGGGGACCGGAGUAAACAACUUUGCUUUGAGUCAACGUCCAAAAAAAAAAAAAACCCAAAAAGACGCGUUGUUUGCAGCAGAAUUUUUUUGCGUUUGUGUGCGUGAGUGAGUGCGUGUGAGAGAGUGAGUGAGUGUGUGUGAGAGGGAGAGAGAGAAAGAGAAAGAAACGUGCCGCUGUCUUUGCGCCCGUGGUGUGCCGGUGUGUGUCCCCCCCGUUUGGCGAAUCGAAAGCUGGGUGCGGGGAGUGGCGCUCCUCGGUAACGCUCGUUAGCUCGACGGAGAGAAAGGGGGAACUCUGUAUCUCUGCUGUUUCCAGUCAAUGCGAUAUAAACCACGGAUUCCCACGACUGAAAACGGAUCAGUAAGUGACCCAGUGCGAGGCAGGAGUGAAACGUACCAUUUAGAAAAGGAAAAUGAGCGAACUCGACCAACUACGUCAGGAGGCUGAGCAGCUGAAGAACCAGAUCAGAGAUGCAAGGAAAGCAUGUGCAGAUGCCACCCUGUCUCAGAUCACAGCCAACAUCGACCCGGUUGGCCGAAUUCAGAUGCGCACCAGGCGGACACUGAGAGGUCACCUGGCUAAAAUCUACGCCAUGCACUGGGGCACCGACUCACGGCUCCUUGUCAGUGCUUCCCAGGAUGGUAAACUUAUCAUUUGGGACAGCUAUACCACAAACAAGGUGCAUGCCAUCCCACUGCGCUCCUCAUGGGUUAUGACGUGCGCAUACGCACCAUCCGGCAACUAUGUGGCUUGCGGUGGCCUGGAUAACAUCUGCUCCAUCUACAACCUGAAGACACGUGAGGGAAAUGUCCGUGUGAGCCGUGAGCUGGCUGGCCAUACAGGUUACCUCUCCUGCUGUCGUUUCCUGGACGACAACCAGAUUGUCACUAGUUCAGGUGACACCACCUGUGCUCUCUGGGACAUUGAGACGGGGCAGCAGACGACUACAUUUGCAGGUCACACUGGGGAUGUGAUGUCUCUCUCUCUGGCUCCGGAUGCACGCUUGUUUGUCUCUGGUGCUUGCGACGCCUCUGCUAAGCUUUGGGACAUCAGAGAGGGCAUGUGCAGACAGACCUUCACUGGCCAUGAGUCCGACAUCAACGCCAUCUGUUUCUUCCCCAAUGGGCAUGCAUUUGCCACAGGCUCUGACGACGCCACCUGCAGGCUAUUUGAUCUGCGUGCCGACCAGGAGUUGAUGGUGUACUCUCACGACAACAUCAUCUGCGGCAUUACCUCGGUGGCCUUUUCCAAAAGCGGCCGUUUGCUGCUCGCUGGCUAUGACGACUUCAACUGCAACGUGUGGGACACCCUCAAAGCCGAUCGCGCAGGUGUCCUGGCGGGCCAUGAUAACCGUGUUAGCUGCUUGGGUGUUACUGAUGAUGGAAUGGCAGUGGCCACAGGAUCUUGGGACAGUUUCCUUAAGAUCUGGAAUUAAAGCCGCGAGAUGGCAUCUGGACUCCAAAGUUGACUGGAAGACCAUUCCAACCUAAUGUUAAAUUUUAUUGCAUAUCCAAUCUUCUUAAAUACAAACCAACACAACUGACCCCGUUAUCUGAGGAAAACAACAGGGCAAAAAUGAUUCUCCUUCCCAGAAAUAGAGCACAAUUAUUGCAUUCAGUACAUCACGUGGAAAUCAGCGGGGUCGACAUUAUGUGAUGAGGGGAGGGGGGAGGGGCAAAAGUAACUGUGCAUUCCUACCGGGACCAUUUUCCAAGUGCUCAUCACACUGCUAAUGUAAUCUAACAGAAAACAGGCAGCAGUCAUUUUUUUCCCCCUACAUGACUUGACAUGUUUUUUUUUUUUUUGUUUUGUUUCCUUACAUCCCGUUUACAUACGGUUAGUGUUUCAACUGAGGAUCAAAAACUCUUUUAUCACUUAGUCUUUAAAUAUUUUAGAAACGAGUUCGUAGACGGAGGAUAAUGUUGACAAUAAUCGCGGGCGUUCUAAUAAUACAGCUUUGUCGUGUCCGAGACGAGGAGCGGUUUGAGCCUGACCUGUAUAUUUAGUCACACAAUCUUUUUUUUUUUUGUUUGUUUGUUUUUGUCUAGUCACGAGUCUUUGUUUGCACAAGAAUAAAGCAUUGCAUACAUAGAAUAAUGUUGAAAAUGUUGACUAACCAAGCACAUGCUGUUAAAUGAAUGCUGAAAGAAAAAAGGUCCAUUUUAAAGUAUAUUUCCUUUUUUUUUUUUUUUUUUUGCCUGAUGGGGUUUGAGUAAUGAAAUGAAGAUUAAGCUGUCAUUUUAAAGUUUAAUUUUCUCUUCUCAAUGUCCUUCAGUUUUUUGGCUAAGCUUUGGUGUGGAGGGUGAGGAAGGGCGAGGGGCGGGAAUCGAGGGGUUUCAUGGCGGAACACGAAUUUCCAUUUUCACCCGGUUUCAACACAGGUGCCCGUUCCGUGCUUGGAAAAACCAGUUACUUCUCUGUGAAUGACAUGUUGUAAAAAUCAAUGUUUGAAAAUAAUGAUAUUGAAAAAAAAAAAACUUUUUAAGUUAAAAAUUAAAAAAAAAAAACUUUUAUUUUGGUCGUCUGCCAUGAGUGAGUUAACUCUUAGAAUCGCAUGCUGUAGAAUUGCUUAAAAAGAGGUGCAUAUGGAAAGUCCUUUGAUGUUUUUCUUUACAAAAAUAACCUGUUAAAUAGAUCAUCACAACAAUAUUUAUAUUCUUUUUUUUUUCCUUUUUGCUACUCUGUGCAUACAUAAUUCAAUUAAACUCGUAAAAGCUAUGCACUCGAGAAGCAAACACAUUGAUUGACCUGCUCUAUCCAUACCUUGAAGUUUCUAAAACACUCGUACACUGACCCUUUCUCCCUCUCACACGCGCGCACACACAUACACACACACACACACACGGAAACGCAUACUCAAAUGAGAACAAAAAAUUUCAUUCUUUCUGUAGCAAAAUGAAAAUUCCAGAUGAGAAGAAAAGAAUGCUAGAGACAUUUUGUAACAAACAGGUUUUAAUGUCCUUUAAUAAAAAAUUGAAAAAAAAAAUCUUGCAGCAUUCGAAUGGCAGAAUUUUUCUGUUGUUCCUUUCUGCGUGUAACGAGAGGCGCUCUUUCCUUAGCGGUAGUGGCAUUUCUUCCAUUCUGUUCUCCCUCUGCGACAUUCUGUACAAAAAAAAAAGUGCUGUCGUUGUGCAUUAGGCCUGGAGUCGGCAACUAAAUAAAUAAAGAAAAUCUACAAAAAAAAAAAAAACAAGAUUAAAUCAAUUCCUUUUUUCUCCCUCUCUUUCUGUCUGUCUCUCUUCAUACAAAUAACUGUAGAGCUCUGCACACCCCCACUGUAUCCUCAUCCAUCUUUUGUAUUUAAUUUUAAAUUCAGUGUACAACAGAAAGCUGGAUGCAAGAUAGAAACUAUAUUAAAAUGUACUGUUAUUUAAGAUGUAAUAAAGCAGUUUGAGAUGA